Messenger RNA from Rasamsonia emersonii CBS 393.64, 456 nucleotides. RefSeq lists its product as uncharacterized. Lineage: Eukaryota; Fungi; Ascomycota; Eurotiomycetes; Eurotiales; Trichocomaceae. The transcript is spliced from 5 exons. The record is from RefSeq and is a predicted model, not a curated record. Bases 1 to 456 code for a protein of 151 amino acids.
AUGGAGUCUACAGGCCAGUGUGGAAUGUGGAUAGAUAGGGAAGAUUUAGUUGUUUUACCUUUACUACAAAUAUAUGUUUUUAUUUUCCAGAUAAAUAUACAGAUAUCCUCCGUAAUCUGCAUGAGCGAGAAUGAAUGCCAACUGCAUGUACAGAGUACUGGCUACAAAAACAUACAUGUUUAUGUGCUGCCGAUUGCACACUCUGGACUGGCUCUUACCUCGUGUGCCGUGCACACAACACACGGACCCAGAUUGAAGACCAGUCCGACAAUUCACAACCUGGAAGAUGUUGAGAUGUUGAGAUGGCUUUUCCAUGCCCUGCCACGCCGUGCCAUGCCAAGCCUUCUUUUUUUUAACCCUUACAAGUUAGGGAUCUCGGCCGUUGCCAGUUCCCGUCGCCGAUGUUUCAGAACCCGAUGCCGAUGCCGAUGCAAAAGAGUACUCCGUAUACCUUAG